UGUGUCUCAGAUCGCUCUCUCCCUCUCACUCUUCCCUCUAGUGUUUACUCCACGUUGUCUCGGAGCGCAAAGACUGGUACUAUCCACUAGAACAUGAACAGAUAGACAGACCCUCUCUCCUGGAGAGUUUUCUCUGCACAGUUUUUGAUUUGCACAGACCUGGAUCUUUAUUUUAAAACCUGCCCCGGAGAAGCAACACAUAAUUGCAGCAGAGGAGGAAAAAGUUUGACUUUUUUUCCCCCCCUUGAAUUAUUCUCCUGCUUCGGAAGGUGGGGACAGAGACCAGAGGUGACAGGGGGCGCUGGAUACACCUUGAUGACUGUUCGCUGUUUCAUCUCCAGCCUUAGCUCCAUUGAUCGGAGCUAGUUAAUUCCGCAGCCCGUUUCAAGUUGGAAGGAAUCUCGUCUGCUGGUGGCUCUGUAUUUUUCUGGGGGGAAACUCUGUCCAAUUUCCCCCCUCCGCCCCCCUAUCCUCCCCACCUUCUCUCCGACCCCGCUCCACUGCGAAGCAUGGGGGCAGCUCAGUGUGGAAUAAACGCGCAGAAGUUAUUUCGACUCUUGCUGUUACCUGCGCUGGCUGCGGUGGCGGAGCUGCGGACAUCUCAAGAUGAUGACUUCUUUGGAGAACUUCCCGAAUUCUUCCCAUCUGACCCUCCGGAGCCUCUGCCACGUUUCCUGAUCGAGCCCCGGGAUGCGUACAUAGUGAAGAACAAGCCGGUCAACUUGUACUGCAAAGCAAGCCCCGCCACUCAGAUAUACUUCAAGUGUAACAGUGAGUGGGUGCAUCAGAAGGAACACACCACGGAAGAGUAUGUGGACGACACUACAGACCUCAUCGUGAGGGAAGUGAGCAUUGAGAUCUCCAGGCAGCAAGUGGAAGAACUCUUUGGACCGGAAGACUACUGGUGCCAGUGCGUUGCGUGGAGUUCUUCUGGGACCACCAAGAGUCACAAGUCCUACGUCCGAAUUGCAUAUCUACGGAAGACGUUUGAACAGGAACCAUUAGGCAAGGAGGUAUCCGUGGAACAAGAGGUGCUUCUUCAGUGCCGCCCUCCUGAAGGUAUCCCGUUGGCUGAGGUGGAGUGGCUGAGGAACGAGGAAGUCAUUGACCCCGAGGAAGAUCAGAACUUCUACCUGACCAUCGACUACAACCUGAUCAUCAAGCAAGCCCGACUCUCCGACACAGCCAACUAUACGUGUGUGGCCAAAAACAUUGUGGCUCGGCGUAGGAGCACAACAGCCACUGUCAUUGUCUACGUGAACGGAGGCUGGUCCUCGUGGAUGGAGUGGACCUCCUGUAACAGUCGCUGUGGCCGGGGCUACCAGAAACGCACGCGCACCUGCACCAAUCCCACGCCCAUCAACGGAGGUGCCUUCUGCGACGGCCAGAGUGUCCAGAAAGUUGCCUGCACCACCAUGUGUCCCGUGGAUGGUGGGUGGACGGAGUGGAGCAGGUGGUCAACAUGUGGGACGGAUUGCAUGCACUGGCGCUGGAGGGAGUGCACGGCCCCUGCCCCUAAAACCGGUGGGAAGGACUGCCACGGACCCGUGCUAGACUCCAAAAACUGCACCGAUGGCUUAUGCAUGCAAAGUUUGUUUUAUCAAAUUUCCAAAGAACAGAAAGGUCGCACAGAUUUUGGAUAUUCCUCGGCGCCAAGCUCCGAUGACAUUGCCCUGUACGUAGCGGUGGCGGUGGCCGUGAUUGUGUGCCUGGCCAUCUUGUUGGUCGUCAUCAUGUUCGUGUACCGCAAGAACCACCACGACUUCAGCUCGGACAUCAGGGACUCCGCGGCCCUCAACGGCGCCUUCCAGCCAGUGAGCGUGAAGACAUCGAGACCAGAUAAUCACCUGCUGGCCGUGCAGCCUGAUCUGACGUCAGCCGCCGCCAGGUAUAGAGGCCCCAUGUAUGCGCUGCGCGAUAUCUCUGACAAGAUCCCCAUGACCAACUCUCCGCUCCUCGACCCGCUGCCCAGCCUCAAGAUCAAUGUAUUGAACCCGUCAUGCAGCAUCACACCUCAGGGCGGGUCGACGGACCUGGCGUCAAAGCUCUCCCCACAACUCACCGAGUCGCUCCUCGACAACGAAGCCCACAACCUCAAGAACCAAAGCCCAACGCCACAACUGGAGCCAUCGUGCAGUGCCCUUGGCAGCUUCAACAUCCUGGGAGGACAUCUCUCCAUCCUCAACUCAGGUGUAAGCUUGUUGGUGCCAGCGGGGGCAAUACCCCCGGGAAGAGCCUAUGAAGUGUACGUGACUGUCCAUCGAAGAGAUCACAUGAGGCUGCCACUAGAGGGGAGCCAGACGCUGCUGAGUCCGGUGGUCAGCUGUGGACCUCCCGGUGCCUUGCUGACCAGACCCAUGGUACUGACCAUCCACCACUGCGCUGAACCCAACAUGGAGGACUGGAUCCUUCAACUCAAGAGCAUGUCCGCUGAAGGAACCUGGGAGGAUGUGGUGGUGCUGGGAGCAGAGUCCAUCACCACCCCGUGUUACGUUCAACUGGAUCCUCACGCCUGCCACGUGGUGACGGAGCAUCUGGGGACCUACUGUCUGGUGGGACAAUCGGUCAAUAAGUCAGCAAGCAGGCGCCUGAAGCUGGCCAUAUUCGCACCAGCCGUCUGUGCCUCAUUGGAAUACACCAUCAGAGUCUACUGCCUCCACGACACACAGGAUGGCCUGAAGGAAGUAAUUCAGCUGGAGAGGCAGAUGGGAGGACAACUUGUGGAUGAACCAAAGACCCUUCUAUUUAAGGACAGCACCUACAACCUGCGUUUGUCCGUCCAUGACAUCCCACACUCUCUCUGGAGAAGCAAACUACUCACUAAGUACCAGGAGAUUCCCUUCCACCAGAUCUGGAGUGGGUGUCAGCGGAACCUGCACUGCACCUUCACGCUGGAGCGAUUCAGCCUCGUCACGACCGAGCUGGUGUGUAAAUUCUGCGUGAGGCAGGUGGAGGGAGAAGGACAGAUCUUUCAGAUCCAGAGCACCUUGUCCGAGGAGCUGCGGCCAUUGGAUGUGGAGCCAGAGGCCUCUGCCACCUCCCUGAUGGGACCCACCGCCUUCAGGAUCCCCCUCGCCAUCCGGCAGAAGAUCUGCAGCAGCCUGGAUGCUCCCAACAACAGAGGGAACGACUGGCGCCUACUGGCCCACAAGCUAAGCCUGGACGGGUACCUGAAUUACUUUGCCACCAAAUCCAGCCCGACCGGUGUCAUCCUGGACCUGUGGGAAGCUCAGAACUUUCCGGAAGGCAACCUGGGCUCUUUGGCCGCGGCCCUGGAGGAGAUGGGACGGCACGAGACGGUGGUGUCUCUGGCGAGGGAGAUGAAGUGCUGAGAGAGAGAGAGAGAUGGAGAGGGAGAGAGAGAGAGAGAGAGA
This is a messenger RNA of Amblyraja radiata (thorny skate), 3374 nucleotides long. Its product is annotated as netrin receptor UNC5C. Gene Ontology annotation, biological process: axon guidance; netrin-activated signaling pathway. The transcript has 17 exons. The coding region runs from base 510 to 3332 and encodes 940 amino acids. Gene Ontology annotation, cellular component: membrane. The record is from RefSeq and is a predicted model, not a curated record. Gene Ontology annotation, molecular function: netrin receptor activity; protein binding. Lineage: Eukaryota; Metazoa; Chordata; Chondrichthyes; Rajiformes; Rajidae.